Molecule: messenger RNA, 1161 nt
Organism: Nakaseomyces glabratus
Lineage: Eukaryota; Fungi; Ascomycota; Saccharomycetes; Saccharomycetales; Saccharomycetaceae
Gene: PFK27
Product: 6-phosphofructo-2-kinase
Biological process (GO): fructose metabolic process; fructose 2,6-bisphosphate metabolic process; regulation of glycolytic process
Cellular component (GO): cytosol
Molecular function (GO): fructose-2,6-bisphosphate 2-phosphatase activity; 6-phosphofructo-2-kinase activity; ATP binding
Source: RefSeq, a predicted model, not a curated record
AUGCAGGAGCUCUCUUCCGCCGAGAGCUCGACGAACUCGCUUUUCUCUAUGAAGUCUAUAUCCAGCAUGGAUAUCAGCAGGAAUACUACGCCGAGACCCUCGCCGCUGGGUGCUGCCAUGAGUACGAACGACCAGUCGUUCCUGUCGUUGGCGUCCAUUAGACGGGAAAUGGAUCGCGAGUCCAAGAAGGACAAGUUUAUUGUCAUCCUGGUCGGGUUGCCCGCCUCUGGGAAGUCCUCCAUCUCUUCGCAUCUGAUCCAGUCCCUAAAGAACAACACGGCGACCGCGCAUCUAAGGUCUACUGUGUAUAACGCCGGCAAAGUGAGGAGGAUGCUGUGCAACGGCGAGAAGAAAAAGUCUAUACAGAUAGCCAACGAUCCCUCUGAGGACUUGUUCAACCCUGCUAACGCCGAGAGGAAAGAAGUCUACGCCAAGAUAACGUUGGAGAAUCUGAUUAACGAACUGGACUCGGAUAUAUGCGACUUCGCAAUCUUCGACGCCACAAACUCGACUGUGCAGAGAAGAAGCUUUGUGUUCAGGGAGAUAUACAAGUACAACGACCGCGAGGGCGCUAACUUCAACUUGAUACCGAUCGUCUUCCAAGUGACGUGCUCAAACCAGGAUUUCAUCAGAUACAACAUCCACAACAAGACUUUCAACGAGGAUUACUUUGACAAGCCUUACGAAGUCGCCGUCCAGGAUUUCUCAAAGAGACUCAAAUACUACCACUCUCAGUUUGUGCCCUUCACAGAAACUGAGUUCAACACGAUUAUUGAGUCCAACUCAUCCCAAACAGCUGGGAAACCUAGUCUCUACUAUUACAACAUCUUGAACGCCGGGUUGGACCCUUCUAAACAAUUCCAAUUGUCUUACACCAGGGAAUCGGAAACGCACUCCAUGAUCGUCAAAGAAACUUUGAGAGUUAUAUCCCAUUUUGUGACGAACUACUCUGAACUGUAUGGCUAUAGCUACAUUAAUAGGGUGAAGAAUUUCUUUGGCGAAUCCAUCAAUACAGUAGUCCAAAAACCUAGCUGGGUCGCAAACUAUAUUCCUGGCAAGCUAUCAACUUGGGACUACUCUAACAAAUUGAGACACUUGGCUUCAUUGAAGAAAAUUGUUAACAAUGACUACUUCAAUGAAUUGAACUCCAUCAUCAACUAA